GAGAGCCGAAACAAGGCGUGUAGGGACCCUGCGCGCGCGCUCAGGUUUCUCCGCCUCUGUCUGCAGGUAUCAUCAUCAUCGUCCCACAGCGCCGGGCUGGAGUUAUUCUAUUCUAUUCUGUUCUAUUCUAUUCUAUUUUAUUUAUCCGCAGUGUGUUUUGUCCUGAGAGCAGCUUUUACACACACACGCGCGCGGCUGUUUGAUGAGCGCGAGAGGAGACACCGCUGCAGAACCGCGUGAGAACCCAGAAGAUCCCGAACCUCUCACCUGAGCUCCCAGCGCACGAGCUUCACAAAGGUGAGGAGAGACAGACAGAUGACAUGGCGUCCUCAGUACCGCAGCUCAAAGUUCCGUCACGUGUUUGGUAAAGCUGCCACUAAGGAGAACUGCUACGAUGGAGUGCCAAUCACCCGCAGUGUCCAUGACAACCAGCUGUGUGCCAUCAACCCACGCUUCAUUGCCGUCAUCACGGAGUGUGCAGGGGGCGGAGCCUUCCUUGUCCUCUCCAUCAGUCUUACAGGGAAGAUAGACCCCCAUCACCCAAGGAUCUCUGGUCAUAGAGCAAAAGUCCUGGACAUCAAGUGGAAUCCAUUCAAUGACCUCUGCAUCGCUUCCUGUUCAGAGGACAUGACGGUGAAAGUGUGGGACAUUCCUAAACAUGGUGUGAUGAAGAACAUCACGGUUCCAUGGAAGGAGCUUCAGGGUCACUCUCGCAGAGUCGGACUCAUCGAGUGGCAUCCAACCGCCAGUAACAUCCUGUUCAGUACCGGCUACGACUACCAGGUGAUGGUGUGGAACCUGAAUACACCCGAGCAGGUGAUUAAGAACCCGGUGCGCUCCAUCAGCAUUCACACAGAAGUGGUUCUCUCCAUGUCGUUUAACACAGACGGCAGUCGCGUUGCCACGUCCUGUAAAGACAAGAAGCUCCGCAUCUUCGACCCGCGCACAGGAGCACUGCUGCAGGAAACCAGCACAAAGACACACAAAGCCAGUAAAGUUAUUUUUCUGGGGAAUCUGAAGAUGGUGCUGUCGACGGGGACCUCACGCUGGAACCAUCGGCAGAUUACUCUGUGGGAUCAGGAGGACCUCUCACAACCAUUAUUUCAGGAGGAUUUGGACGGCUCCUCGGGUGUAUUAUUCCCUUUUUAUGACCCUGACACACACAUGCUUUACAUAGCUGGCAAAGGAGAUGGAAAUAUCCGAUAUUAUGAAAUCAGUGCGGAGAAACCAUACGUUCACUACCUGACUGAACAUCGCUCUAUCCUGCCGCAGAAAGGAAUGGGUGUGAUGCCAAAGCGAGGGCUGGACGUUUGCUCCUGUGAGGUUUUCAGGUUUUACAGACUCGUGACCACAAAGAGUCUCAUCGAGCCGCUGUCCAUGAUCGUCCCACGCAGGAGCGAGUCCUAUCAGGAGGAUAUUUACCCGAUGACGGCCGGGAAGGAACCAGCCAUGACAGCUGAGCAGUGGUUGAGUGGCAUGGACAAAGGGCCAGUGUUGGUGUCCCUGAAGCCAGGCGUGGACACCAAGGUGGAGCUCUGUAAAGAUGAGGAACUGGUGAAAGUGCCCAGUGUUCAGUUAGACACCCGACGCUCCCAGAGUCGACCUGGUCUUCAGCAGCUCACCUUCACUGAACGCCAGAGGAACCUGGACAAGGAACGACAGGAAGUGAAGAUAGAGGACAGGAAAGAGCAGAACUUCUCUGAGACCAUUGCUAAUGGACAGGAAGACAUCACACACUGCUCACCACCUAAAACUGAAAAUGAGCUCUUGCAGGUGUAUUAUAAGCAACAGGAGGAGAUCCGGCGGCUCCGUGAGCUUCUCUGUCAGAGAGACGUUCAGAUAAAGCAGCUUGAGCUCGAGAUAAAAAAUGUCAAGAACUUGCACUGAGAAGAUGUGUGCGCGCGCACACACCACACACACACACACACACACACACACACACACACACAGAGAGGACCUCGAGCUGCCUAAACCUGCUUUAAUUGUGAAACACUGCGUCACUUUUGUACAGCUUUGAGCUUAAAUGUGGCAUACCUCCCAGCUAUGCAAGGUUACUUUUAAUCUUUUAUUAUUUUGGAAAAAAAUUAAUGAUGUACCUGUCUUUUGUUGUAGAUAAUUCAUUCAGGUGUGUGUGUGUGUGAGAACCUCCAGGUAAGACGUUGUGCCGAUUGUGUAACGCACUGAAUGUGUUUGUCAGUUAAACUGCUGUAUGAUAAAGUUACGGGUAUCUCACAGUGACGCGCUUUACUUCUCUCCUAUUUAUUUUCUAUAAUUUUUCUUUGUUUUAACUUUUUUUUUUAAAAGACGAUGACCGAAAAAGAGUAAAAGAUGAUUGAGACGUGCGGAAUUGUGACUGAUGUCUCACACUGUUCUGGUGAAAGGAUCAGGGCGGGGUUUCAAAUCGUCUCUUCGGCGCUGAGCCGUACUCGCUUCUGCUCAAACUGCUGCUUUCCUUCACUUCACUGCCAGUUGAGAAAAAAUAAAAUCCUGUAUUUCGAGUAUAUUAAGCUAUGUUUGCCUUAAUAUAUUUCUGAUAAACAUUUCUGUCUGGCAGUGAUCCUGCAAUAAUCUUUAGUUUUUAGUAAAACUUGCUCUGAUGUUUCUCUGACACUGGAUUUAUAAAAUAAAAACUUCUGUGUUUUCUUUUUAAAA
Molecule: messenger RNA, 2652 nt
Organism: Neoarius graeffei (lesser salmon catfish)
Lineage: Eukaryota; Metazoa; Chordata; Actinopteri; Siluriformes; Ariidae
Gene: coro2aa
Product: coronin 2Aa
Exons: 12
Coding region: 316-1887 (523 amino acids)
Biological process (GO): actin filament organization
Molecular function (GO): actin filament binding
Source: RefSeq, a predicted model, not a curated record